Molecule: messenger RNA, 1570 nt
Organism: Scylla paramamosain (green mud crab)
Lineage: Eukaryota; Metazoa; Arthropoda; Malacostraca; Decapoda; Portunidae
Product: transmembrane protein 98-like
Exons: 6
Coding region: 232-891 (219 amino acids)
Cellular component (GO): endoplasmic reticulum
Source: RefSeq, a predicted model, not a curated record
CACCUCCUACCUUGUGACGGUGUGGGUGACCGCAGUCUAGUGCACGCCAUUCCGCGGUCUACCACGCACAUUCACACCUGCCGCGCCCUACACACGAACACAGCACCCUGACGAAGCUUACUAGAGUGCCAUGCUGACCUUGAGGGUUCCGUAGAGUCGCCAGUCACCAGGGGUGAAGGCAGGUGGAGGAGGAGGAGGAGGAGGAGGAGAAGGAGGAGGAGGCGAGCCGCGAUGGAGAUGGUGGAGACGCUGGUGGCCGUGGCGCUAGGGGUCUUGGCUGCAGUGUUCCUUGGGUCCCUGGCAGCCCUGGCCCUGGUAUGCUUCCGCCGAGCUUUGAACGCCAAGCACCGCCUCUUCUACAACCAGGACAUCAGGCCUGAGGUUCUGCUGAGCGGCGGGGAAGUGUGGAGCGAGCUAGAGUUGGAUGAUGUGCACCUUGCCCCUCAGAUUGACAAGAUUCUCAACGAUGCGCAGUGGGUGGACGACGCUACUGGUCUCAUUCCACACUGCCUGGCGAUUCUCAAACUCUGUCACCAGUUGGCGGAGCGACUGGUGGCCACAACCAUGUCACCGAUACACAGCGACCGUCUGCACGACAUUAUAGAGGUAACAAGACGUCUGUCACCUCGCAUUGAUGAUGUAGCCCGCGCGAUGUACCCGCCUCUAGAUCCUCGGCUGCUGGAGGCCCGCUGCUCGGCUCUCGUGCUGAGUCUGACUCUGCUCGCCUGGCACGCGCGGCAGUCCACCUCGGGCUCCACAGUGACGCUUAUCAACGAGGCACUCAAGGACAUGGACCACCACCUGAGUGUCUUGCGUGAGGCAGCAAUGUCUCACGAAACUUUCCACGGGGUCUUCAAGGAGGAGGCCAAGUGUGACCCUGCAGAGUGCUGAGCUGACCUGACCUCCCAUGACCUAAUUUUGGAUGCCUGCUGACCUGUUCCUGCGCUAGGUGCUGUGUUGACCUUUCGCGUGCUGAGAAGUGACGAGCGGUGUGUCUGUGUGACUGUGUGUGUGUGUGUGUGUGUGUGUGUGUGUGUGUGUGUGUGUGUGUGUGUGUGUGUGUGUGUGUGUGGAGUUAUUGACUGAAUGGUUAAUUGGUUGGAUAUAUUUUUCAGCGCAACAGUGGGGUCAUAUGGCGCCGUGGGAUUGAACGUGAUUGAAAGAAUAAAAAAAAGUGACAGUUCCUUUUUCUUAUUACUGUCAGUCAUAGAUAUUACACAGUUAUUAUUAUUAUUAUCAUUAUUAUUAUUAUUAUUAUUAUUAUUAUUAUUAUUACUGAGAGUUGGGAGGCGUACAGAAACACAAUGGUUGUGAUGUAAAUCAUUCCUGCCCAAUUUCGCUAUUAUUAUUAUUAUUAUUAUUAUUAUUAUUAUUAUUAUUAUCAUCAUCAUCAUUGUUAUUAAUAUUAUCAUUGAUGCGUGAUAUGUGUUAGUAUAUUUACAGGCAGGCAAAGACCGAUAUAUAACUUGAAUGUGAUGUACUUGAUGUAAUAAUCACUAUAUAUUUAAUUACUUCAGCAUGUACCUGUCCUUCUGUUACGCUGAUUUGAGACAUAUACGAUAACACUUCC